Molecule: messenger RNA, 1700 nt
Organism: Pelagomonas calceolata
Lineage: Eukaryota; Pelagophyceae; Pelagomonadales; Pelagomonadaceae
Source: the annotation of a GenBank genome assembly
AGCCCUCCCCUUCACUUUCUCGCGCCCGCAACGACGCCUGUGCUCGUUAUCAGGCCCAGAGCUUUGCAGCCCUCCAAGUCCAAAAUUCUUCGCGACGACGCCGCGCACGAUUCGCGUCAAGGACGCGUAGCUGCAGCGCCGCGCACGAACCGCGUCGAGGACGCGUAGCCACAGCGCCGCGCACGAACCGCGUCGAGGACGCAUAGCGCAGCGCGACGGCGCAGCGUAGGACCACGAUGCCGGCGGCGGAAGUACAACCUGCGAACGCGAGCAACGGCCACAAGAAGGUACCUAAACCGUUAGAGGAUAGGGUGGGAGGCCACCACAAGGGCGGGACGCUGCGCGCGGGCACGAAGCAGCACGGGCAUAAAGCUCCAAGCGGUUCGGGCGGCCACAAGUACGAGUGGAAAGAUAGAACGAACGACGGCACUACCAGUCCUGCGGCCGUGGCGUUAGAUGCGGGCGACCCCAUGUACUCGUCGGGCGGCGAAGACGACGGCAACUACGUCCUCGUGUCGGGCGAAGUGCCUGUACAAGCACCGCACAAGUCCUACAGUCAGGAGCACGGCUGUUCAUUAAUCGGUCCCCAGUACACUUUAGCUGAAUUCAAGCGGCGCUUAUCGGAGUGCAUCGACGAGUUGUUCGCGUCCGAGGACGUCGAGGAGUGCGUCCGGUCGCUCCUGGAGCUCCAGUGCCCGGAGUUCUCGUUCGAGAUCGUCAAGAAGGUGAUAUCGAAGGCGCUGGAUCGACGCGCCAAAGAAUGUGAACUGGCGUCGCGAUUAUUAUCAGCGUCGACGCCGAGACUGCUCUCGGAGCGAGAUGUAGGGAGAGGCUUCGAGCGGUUAUUCGAGGCCGUGGAUGAUUUGUCUAUUGAUGCGCCGAACGCUCCUACGAUUGUGAGUGACUUCCUCGUGAGAAGCGUGGUAGAUGAAGCGUUACCUCCGCGCUACCUCGGUGAUCGCGUCUUCGCGGCGCUCGGCGGUGAAGUAGUUACGCGAGCUAGACGCCUGUUGAGCAGGGAACACGCCCUGUCGAAACUAGAAAGGAUCUGGGGCCCGGGCGACGGCCGCGACGUGGGAGAGCUCAAGCACGCGGUAGACGACCUCGUGGGCGAGUAUCUCACCAGUCACGACUUAACGGAGGCGACGAAGUGCGUGCGCGAGUUGGCGGCGCCGGCCUUCGGGCAUGAGGUCGUCAAGCGGGCCGUGACGGCGGCCUUGCCGAAAGGUGACGCGGAUAGGAAGGCCAUGAGCGAGCUCCUGAAGAAAUUAGUACUGGAGGAAGUGGUGUCGACGACGCAAGCGAAACGGGGCUUCGCGCGGUUGAACGAUGCUUUGCAAGAUUUGACCUGCGACGUGCCCAACGCCUCGGAGCUACUGAAGGAGUUCGAAUCAAGUGCGGCGCGCGACGGCGUCAUCUCUGAGUAGAAAUUCCUCCCUGGGCCCAAAACGUAUCCAUUAGUGUAACCUGCCGCCUUUUCGUAUAUCACUAGUACUUGCUGGCGUUUUGCGCGUCUGCUCGACGGCGUAUGGGCAACAUAAAAGUCCGGGCGCUCCGACUGCUCCUGAGACUGACUUCGCUGCCCUUCUCUGUUACGGUGCUAGGACUUGGAGAUAUAUUGUUACCGUGCUAGGAGGACUAGUGGGCGGAGGACAUGGCAAGGAGGACUGAGGCUGAGGCUGAGGCUAGUUACGUCGCAG